UUCUAUUUUAUUUUUAAAGUAGACUGUUAAUUUGCUAUUUUCCUCACAAACAAAAUUUGGGUAUAAAUUGCUAUUUUACGCUGUCUGCAGUUGGCCAUAGACACACAGAAACACAGAGGACCACCUCAGACUGUGUGCGUAGUUUAUCUCUUCACCUCAAUUCACUCAAACCCAUUACCCAACUCAACACCACCAAACCAAACCAAAGCAUGACGUGGGACGAGUGGGGCGACAACAGCUUCUCCGACACCGACGAACAAUCACAACAACAACAGACCGACCAAGAUUCGCACUUGAAGUUCGAUUUCUUCUCGGAGCUCUCGAAACCCAAGGAUUACUAUAAGAUUCUUGAAGUGGAUUAUGAUGCCACCGACGAUACCAUUCGCUCCAAUUACAUUCGUCUCGCCCUGAAAUGGCACCCAGAUAAGCAAAAAGACAAGAACUGUUCCACCUCCAGGUUUCAAGAAAUAAACGAGGCAUAUCAAGUUUUGAGUGACCCAGCUAAGAGAAGAGAAUAUGACAAGCAAGGGAUGCUUUAUGUCUAUGAUUAUAACAUAACUGAGUAUCUGAACCGCUACAAAGGUCUUAUAUUGACAUGCAAUGGCCUUGGGAUAAGGCAUUCCAUUUGGUAAUCAACAGUUUGCACAAACAUCCUUUUUAGAGAUGCGGCAUAGUUGAGGACAAGGACCCAUUUUGGCAUGGCACAUUUGCUGAGACUGCAAGUGGAUUAGUUGAGCAAAUGGAUCGGUGUCUUAGAUGUAUUCUGGGGUUACUAUAAUUAUAUACUAAUGUAUAAAAUAGAGAGCAAGGAUAUCACCAUCACUUUUCGAUGGCUUAUGCCUCCCCCAUGUUACCUCUCUUGUAGAGUAGUGUUUGUAUAAUCUUCGUAAUGCUUAUCCAUUCGAUAUGAAAUCUUCAAUGGCUAUGCCUGGCAGGAGGCACCUGCUUGCACAUGAUAGAUUGUUGAUGUUAUACCCAGUUGACAGCGUUGUUUUGGUUGAUGGCUGUCAUGGUGGGUUUUGCAUUGUUCUUUUAGCAAUUUGAAAGUGAUUUUGGAACGGAUUUCAUCUUCAAACACUUCUAGUAAGAAGUGACUGAGGUUCUCGAGUAGCUCAUUUCACCUGCUGUGAGUAUGGUUCUAUGACUGGUCAGUUGGAAAUGGGAUCUGGAACGUGCAAAUAGUGUUUUCCUAAAUUAAAUUAGAUGGCUUCAUUAUCCUCUGUUGUUUUAUUGGGUCUUGGCGACCACCUAAGUUGGGAGUAUUUCUUGUA
Messenger RNA from Fragaria vesca subsp. vesca, 1271 nucleotides. Its product is annotated as chaperone protein DnaJ-like. NCBI's taxonomy places the organism in Eukaryota, Viridiplantae, Streptophyta, Magnoliopsida, Rosales, Rosaceae. The transcript is spliced from 5 exons. The coding region runs from base 210 to 632 and encodes 140 amino acids. The record is from RefSeq and is a predicted model, not a curated record. Gene Ontology annotation, cellular component: nucleus; cytoplasm.